Messenger RNA from Dama dama (fallow deer), 2484 nucleotides. RefSeq names its product TUB like protein 2 (gene TULP2). Gene Ontology annotation, cellular component: cilium. The transcript has 14 exons. Gene Ontology annotation, biological process: protein localization to cilium. Bases 921 to 2462 code for a protein of 513 amino acids. NCBI's taxonomy places the organism in Eukaryota, Metazoa, Chordata, Mammalia, Artiodactyla, Cervidae. The record is from RefSeq and is a predicted model, not a curated record.
GUGCUUUGUCUCUGAGUCUUACUGUCUUUUUAGUUCCCUUGAUGGUUUCCCUGGGCUCCUGCCUGUGGCCAUAUUGUCCCCUCUCUCUGGGCCGGUGACUCAGUCUCCCCUCACAGCUACUUUAUCAGACCUCCAUCUCUCCCCUCUCUGGGUGUCUCUGGGGAAAGCCUGUGGGGGAGGGGCAGUUGCCCCAGGCACACAGUCACAAUGGGGCCUGAGUUAUUCAUUCACCAAAUUGCAUACCUCAGCCCAAAGACCUUUAGUCUUGGGCUAAAGGAGCAGUGACCUGGAAAGUGCUCCCAGGUGGAGGGAGAGGAAGGGUGUGAUAAAGGUGAUCUGAAGUAGGGCUGUUGGAGAGGGAUCGGGGGAUGAGGGAAGACAGGAGACCGGGGGAGGCAGGGACAGAGACAGGGGGUCAGAGAAAGGCAAAGACACAGAGGGGGACAGAGAGAUGACAACCAACUGUGGCUAUCCCAGUGACCUUAUUCUCCAUAAUCCCCUUUUCAGAGUCCACUUCUUUUUAAAAACUUUAUUCGUUUAUUUUUGGCUGUGCUGGGUCUCCCUGGCUGCAUGUGGGCUUUCUCUAGCUGUGGCAAGUGGGGGCUGCUCUAGUUGUGGUGUGUGGGCUUCUCAUUGUGGUCACUUCUCUGGGGAGAACGGGCUCUAGAGCGCGCGUUUGAGUAGUUGCGGCUCACGGGUUUAGUUGCCCCGUAGCAUGUGGAAUCUUCCCAGAGCAGGGAUCGGAACCCACGUUCCCUGCAUUGGCUGGUGGAGUCUUAACCUCUGGACCACCAGGGCUGCGCGGAGUCCGGACCGCACCUGCCUCACCUGCUCUUGGAGGGCUGGCACCUGUCACGUGACUAUCCAGUCUGCGUUUCCCUUUAGGAACUGGUCGUGGCGCCGUUCUACCGGCUAAGCGAAUGUCUCGGAAAAGUGAUACAUGGAAGAAAGAGGCCCUGGGAGAUGAGCUUGCCGCUAUGAGACUGCAGAAGCUGGAACAGCAGUGGCUUCUGUUUGAGAAGAAGCAGCGACGGAAGCGCCAAGAGCCCCUCAUGGUUCAGGCCAAUCCUGACGCUUCAGUGCGGCCGCGGAGACCGAGGCGGCGGGAGGAGCGCUUCUCGGCUGCCACCGACCCCCUCCCAGGCCCCAGGAAUCCUUUCCUUCAGGAGAAUGUGCCAGAGGCGCAUUUGUGCACUGAAUCCCACGGUAUCCUGGGCACCGUGAGCUGCGGUGGAGAUGGCAGUGGCGAGCGUGACCGUCUGUUACUGCCGACAGAAGCAGGCAGCUCUGAUCUGGAGUUGGAGGAAGUCUCCGUGGAGGAUGUUCCUGCCUCGCCGCCUCCUUGUGAAGAGCCUCCGGGGACUCUUCUGUCGCGCAAAGGUUGGCCAGCCCACCAACGAUCUGGCGCCAGUGCUGAGGACGAGAGCAAAUUACAGGAUGUUGGAAAUGAAUACGAACUGCCCAGUGCCAGAUCAAGCCCUGGAAUGGAUGGUGACGGUGGCCUUGGAGACUUGGCCUCCAACAAGGGUGAAGACCUGGAAGAGAAGAAAGAGGAGCCGGAGUUUACCAUGAGGAAAUCCCCAGAGACGAGCGUCGAAGUGGUGUCCGAGGGCGCACGCGGUGUGGGCAGCGGCGAUGUGGGGAGCUCGCCCCACACGCCUCCCUGCGCCCCAGGCCCUCGGCUGGGCGAAGACAUGAAAGCAUAUGUGCUGCGGCCAGCGAUGCGCGGUCACAUGGUGCAGUGUUGCAUCAGCCGCGACAAGAGCGGUGUAGACAAGGGCAUGUUCCCUUUCUACUAUCUCUACCUGGAGGCGGCCGACGGCCGGAAGCACUUCCUUCUGGCGGGGCGCAAGAGGAAAAGGAGCACAACCUCUAAUUACCUCAUCUCUCUGGACCCUACAGACCUGUCUCGGGAUGGGGACAAUUUUGUAGGCAAAGUCAGAUCUAAUGUCUUGGGCACCAAGUUCAGCAUCUUCGACAAUGGGGUGAAUCCGGAAAGGAAACAUUUUUUUCCGGAGACUGCUCGGAUCAGGGAGGAGCUGGCGGCUGUAUGUUAUGAGACCAACGUCUUGGGAUUCCGAGGGCCCCGGAAAAUGAAUGUUGUUAUUCCGGAAAUCAACGCCCAGAACCAGAGAAUGUGUGUCCAGCCACAAAAUGAACAAGAAUCGCUCCUGAGUCGCCUCCAACGGGGAGCCAGGCAGGGCCUGGUCCUGCUGCGAAAUAAACCCCCAUCGUGGAACGACAAGAGCGGCGCCUACGUGCUCAAUUUUCAUGGUCGGGUCACGCGGGCCUCGGUCAAGAACUUCCAGAUCGUUUAUCCGGAUGACCCGGACUACCUCGUGCUCCAGUUUGGUCGUAUAGCCCCAGACACGUUCACCAUGGACUUCCGCUUCCCACUUUGCCCACUCCAAGCCUUUGCCAUCUGCUUGUCCAGUUUCGAUGGGAAGCUGGCAUGUGAGUAAAUUCAAUAAAUAACUCUAAUCA